AUGCAUGAAAUCGUCUAUUUCGGACGUUGUGUGCCGUACUUAAUUGCCGACUACAUUCCAGCGCUACAGAAAUAUAAACUUCAGCCAAACAAAGUCAACACCGCCGCAGAACAAUGGAAAUGCACGAAGGCAGUUCUGUUUAGUCACUUUAUUUACGAACUUCCUUUAAUUGCUGCAUUUCACCCGUUUGCUACAUUUUUUGGAAUGGAUAUCGUGGUUGUUCCUUUCCCUACCUGGCAGAAAAUCGCAUAUCAAGUUGCAUUCUUUUUCGUGUUUGAAGAUGCGUUUCACUACUGGUUCCAUCGGUUGUUGCAUUAUGGAUCAUUCUACAGAAACAUCCACAAGCAGCAUCACGAAUAUUCCGCACCUUUCGGUCUGGCCGCUGAGUACGCUCAUCCCGUAGAGGUUCUGAUAUUAGGCAUGGGUACCAUCGGAGGCCCUUUGCUCUGGGUUGCAGCAACGCAUGAUCUUCAUAUGAUCACUGUCAUGUUGUGGAUCACACUACGUCUAUUCCAAGCUAUUGAUGCGCAUUCAGGAUACGAUUUCCCUUGGUCUCUUCGUCAUUUUAUUCCAUUCUGGGCUGGCGCAGAACAUCAUGAUUAUCACCACAUGGCUUUUGUCAAUUGUUACUCUACUUCGUUCCGGUGGUGGGAUUAUAUGAUGGGCACUGAUGAUAGAUAUAAAGAAUACAGGAAAAAGAGAGAGGAACGACUAAAAGUUGCUGCUGAAAAGAAAGACAAUUAA
Molecule: messenger RNA, 744 nt
Organism: Paraglomus occultum
Lineage: Eukaryota; Fungi; Glomeromycota; Glomeromycetes; Paraglomerales; Paraglomeraceae
Source: the annotation of a GenBank genome assembly